Microthlaspi erraticum is the source of this 948-nucleotide messenger RNA. Lineage: Eukaryota; Viridiplantae; Streptophyta; Magnoliopsida; Brassicales; Brassicaceae. The record is from the annotation of a GenBank genome assembly.
AUGGAUAAUAACAAUCAGCAGUCGUUUUGGCAGUUCAGCGACCAAUUGAGAGUCCAGAAUAUGGCGAAUCUGUCGCUAAACGACUCGAUCUGGAGCUCAAACUCCGUCUACAAACGCACCGACGAGCGUAGAAACCUGGACAUAACAACCGCCGACAAAAACCCAAUCGAGUAUCUGAACCAGAAGAGCAACGCUGGUUCCGACAGCUGGAGCAACUGGAAGUCUGGAUCCGACGGUUUCGGACCCGUGGGCUCAACAAAACCCACCGUCAAUCUAAACACCCCGUUCAACGACACAUGGAAGUUCAGCUCCAGCGUCAACGGCGAUUUCAACAAGGGGAUCUACUCCUCUCCGACUCCGAGCUAUGGCUACAAGAGCAAGAGCAAGGGGAUCGCCGAUGAAGAUCACUCAUCGAUCCCGAAAGGAGGGAAGAAGAACCGGAAGAAUCAGCGGCACAACAACGAAGUCGACGGUGGCGGUGGCGCUCUGGACAAGAGGUUCAAGACACUCCCUCCGGCGGAGGCUCUGCCGAGGAACGAGACCAUCGGAGGGUACAUCUUCGUCUGCAACAACGACACCAUGGAGGAGAACCUGAAACGGCAGCUUUUCGGGUUGCCGCCGCGGUACAGGGACUCGGUGAGAGCCAUAACGCCGGGGCUUCCGCUCUUCCUCUACAACUACUCGACUCACCAGCUUCACGGGAUCUACGAGGCGGCGAGCUUCGGGGGAACAAACAUAGAGCUGAAUGCUUUCCAAGACAAGAAAAGCCCAGGCGAGUCUCGGUUCCCUGCGCAGGUGAGGGCCAUCACCAGGAAAGUGUGUCUCCCCCUCGAAGAAGAUUCUUUCCGACCCAUUCUCCAUCACUACGACGGCCCUAAGUUCCGCCUCGAACUCACCGUCCCUGAGGUGCUUUCUCUAUUGGACAUUUUUGCUGAGCAAAACCCUUGA